AUGACGAAGGCAAACUGGAGAGGCGGAAGCGCCUCCAAGACAACAGCAAAUUACUGUUAUCUGAGCCUCUUGUCGAGUGUGAUGGGACCAGGGAAACCAGCUGCAGCUUGUGUGCCUUUGUCAUCCCAAAGCAAAGCAAGGAUCCUGCAGACCCAGCUCCAGUUUAGUCGAAAUGUUUCUGCACUGCCAGUGAACUUGGCUUUCCAGUACACGAACCCUCAUCCAAUUAUAAUAGAAAAGCUGAAGCAGCCUGGGAAUGGGAAGGAUCAAGGUGCUGGUGAUGGACUGGAUGUCAGAAACUCUGUUGAUUUUUCCGUGGUAUCUGAAGAGAAACUCAAUUUGGCUGUUCAGCUGGCCAAAAGGGAUGUGAAGCGAAGACAUCUGGAGGAGCAAGUGAGACAGCAUUUGCUCAGUGAGAACAAGAUUGUACCUGCUCGCCCUGCAGGGCUUGGGCAGACCAGAAGGAAGGAAUCCGAAAAUGUUGCUGGGCCAAGAGCAUCAGACUUCCUCCAGAAGGAUGAACACCAGCUUGGCAAUUGUUCCAAACUUGAGACAACCAGCUCUGGAGCCAAAGUCUACCUCUACACCCCAAAUCGGAUAAAAUCAAAAGCUGCUUCGUCUGAUUCACCCCCCACCCAUGACCCGGGACCUGGGCCCAGAAAAGAGGAAGAUAAGACCACCCUGGAGGUCAGGCGGCUGCAAAAGGAGCUACAGAACUACAUCCAGAAAAUAGAAGAGCUGGCAAAAAAAGAGAGAAGUGAAGAAACUUUGGACCCCGACGAAGAGCGCCGUGUCCGUGUCCGUAGCCAGGAACAGGCUGUGCGCUCUGCACGAAUGCUGUAUGUGCUGCAGCAACAGGUAAAAGAAAUCCAGGCUGAGCUGGAGAAGCUGAGUCCUCAGAAAAUCAAACACACAAAGAAGUCACAAACCAUGGCCAGGCUGGCAGCAGCUCAUAGAGGCGCAGUGCGGGCCUUGCAGAUGUUUGCCACUCACUUUGCCCGCCAGUCAGAGCACCAUCCGGCUCCUGCCCACUGCAAGGAAUUGGGCAACCUCAUCCGGCAGCUGUCCCUUUGCUCUGCCCGCCUCGAGAUGGGAUCCUCCAUUCCUGACAUCGUCAUAGAUUUACUGCUGCAAAUAGAGGAUUUGGACUCUUUGCUGUCCAAGAAGGAAUCACCCAAGAAGGGGAAGAAAUGGCCUUCUGCAUUUCAGGCUGAGCUGCCAUUGAGCAGGGACAAGGUGCCAAGUAGAGAGAAGAAAGCUACCGCACUGGAGCCCAAAAAGCCACCAGUAGCCAGAAGACUUCUCCCUCCCAACUAUGAAGAUGGACAAGAUUUUAUGGAUGACCAUCAGCAGACUGAAGAGGUGUUGUCACCAGGGAAGAUGGCAGAUCACUCCAGCACAAGAGCCCAGGAGAAUCUUCCCAUUGCUGAGCAAGAUAGGACUCUUCAGGCCAGGCCCAGGGAGGCCUUGGGAACACUCGGGCCUGUGAAAAAGGCCUCUGCUCUCAAAGGUGGCCCACUGAAGAAGAAAGGAGUGGUGUUUUCUGCCAAACGUCAGGGAAGUGGAAGAUCACAGAGACCAAAAGCCGAGCAGCCUCAAGCCAAGCACACCCGGUUUCAAGACACCACCGUUGCAUUCCGGCUCAAGGAGACCAAGCCGCCCGUUCGAGAGAGCCGGAUCCCCUGGGUGCCUCCCAGUCCCACUUCCCCUCGAGGGUCUCCUCAUCGGCAUCCAGAUAGAAGUCCUCGAAGCAGAGAGACUAUUUUGAAGAGAGAGAGAACAGGAGAGGGAAGACAUGCCAUGGAAAAACCAGCUGUCAGCGCUCACAGGACUGAGGACACCUCUUUGAAGGAGAUCAUAGAUAAGAUGGAGAGAGAGAUUAAAGAGCGGCUGGAGCCCCUCUUGGAGAAAGCACAAAAGGUGAAUCUCUCCUUGGAAAGAAACAUUCGCUGGAAGGAGCCGUUACUGGAAAGCCAGGCGCCACCCGAGGAUGUCAGGAAGGCUGUAGCUGAGGCCGGUACCUUGAACAGCCUUUUGGAGGACUGUGCUCCAGAACAGAGCCAGAAGACAGGACAUGAGUCUCUCUCUGCACUCAGUGCCCCAGACCUGGAGAUGAUGCUUCAGAGGAUGGAGGAGAUUGAGAGCUCUCAAGAACUGGUGCGGAGGAGGUAUCACCAGAUAGUCUAUUCAGACCCUGAAUUUUGGGCCCAAGAAGAGAGAAGAGAGAAUGCAGUUGCAGCAAAAGAGAAAUCUUCUGGGGCUCCCCAUCCCAUCCAGAUAACAAAGCCAGAAGGUCACAGUGAGCCACAAGUGGACAUUGUAUUAGAAAGGCCCUUGGAUGCAAAUGCUGUUGAGGAGGAUGUAGAGCCAGAUGAGAGACUGGAGUCCAGAACUCAUACCACACAGCCCGGUACGUGGGAUUCCUCCCAGCGGAAGCAGCCCUGUGCCUUCCUCUCUGUACCCAAGAACAUGCUCCAAAGCAUUCAUGACUAUGGCACCCGGUUCGAUCAACACCUAAAGUGCAUUUCCCACGAGGAGGUGGGCAACUUCAGCCCGUGGCACAUUGCACAGAGCUUGGCAGAAGAGUUGAUGGAGGAAGCCCUGGAGGAUGUGGCAGCUGAGCUGCAAGACCUGUGUGAGGAUUACGCAGAAGCUAUUUUUACCUCUGAGUUCUUGGAGGCUGCCGAGUGAUGGCGACUCCUUCAGCGGGUGUCAACCGAGCAGAGCUCCGCUGGGUCUGCCCUCUUUCUGGAAGAACAGGCCUGCAAAAAACACUCUUCCUCUGUGGCUCUUCCUGAACUUAAUGUGGCAAUAUUUGGGGAGUGGGAGCAUGGAUUUCCUGUGCCAUCUUCCAUUGUGCCUUGCUGACAAUACAGUCUGGUCGUAACGUCAAAGAAGUAAAAGAUAAUGGAGUUUUUGGAACUGGCUCUCACCCCUUCCGUGCUUGCAACAGAAACCAGAAGUUUUGGGUCACACUCCCCGCUCAUCGCAUUGCUUUGGAUUUCGCACAUAACCGCAACUAACCUCAGGUCCCGUCUUCAUAUCUGCUUAACUCAUGAUGAGGCAUAGCCUCGUUGAAACACUGGGGUAGCUGAUCUUUUGAACCACUGAAUGGCACAAAGUCUAACCACUGAUAGUUUGGAGAACAGCCCCUUGGGUUCUUCAUCUGUUCAGUCCAGCAGACAGUAAACCCUUCUUCCUCGACUCUUUGGGGCAUCCUCAGUGGUGAAGGGGUUAGAUAGCUACAAAAGCUGGACUGGAUUUUCAGAGUGCCUUGCCAGUCCUCCACCCUGCUUUGUCAGGAGAGUUUGAGGGAAUUCUGACCUGGAGUCUUUGGUUUCACAUCGGUGUGCCACAGUCCUGCAAUGGCCUGAGUGUUACGGAGCCCAGUUCUCAUCCUGGGUUCUCUUCAUGGGAGUCUUCUCAGAUCAGUAGCAUGUUUCAGUGGGGAGAGCUGCAACAGGAAGAUGAAAAGGCUUCAUGCCUGCUUGCAAUCUAAAGAGGAAUAAGUCAGGUCCUUAUGUUGGUCCUCGUUGCAUUGCAAUCUACAGGAAACUGCUACAUGUCAUCUUUGGUGCUGUAGGACAGAAAUACUUCCCUUACCAGCAAGACCUGUGUCCCUUUCCAUUGGCUGAUUUCCUGUCAAUCAUGGCUACUCUGGCUGCUUUGUUCCCGGCCUCAAAGGAGAAAUUCCGAUGGGCCAGCAGCCAUUAAGACCCUUUGACAACGACUCUUUCAGCCUAUAGCCACUGUGAGUAACAUUCCGAUGUUCAGGAAGAGAGAUAAGUUUACUUGAAUCAUUUUUUAAAUGUAUAUAUUAAAGCUUUAUCUUAUAA
Messenger RNA from Heteronotia binoei (common prickly gecko), 3836 nucleotides. RefSeq names its product KIAA0753 ortholog. Gene Ontology annotation, biological process: protein localization to centrosome; centriole replication. The record is from RefSeq and is a predicted model, not a curated record. NCBI's taxonomy places the organism in Eukaryota, Metazoa, Chordata, Lepidosauria, Squamata, Gekkonidae. Gene Ontology annotation, cellular component: centriolar satellite. The transcript has 17 exons. Bases 1 to 2691 code for a protein of 896 amino acids.